GUUACAUUGGGGCGGAGGGAUUUCUAAGCGGUAAGAGAAGAAAGUCGAGAACUUGAAAAAUGGCAUCGGUAAAAAGUUCGAAUGUUUCCGUCGAACCUUUCGAUGGACGUGGCGAUUUUACUCUGUGGAAACAACGAGUAAAAAGUGUUCUUACUCGGGAAGGGACAAUCAAAGCUCUGAAGGUGAAGGUUCAGAGGACAGAAAAAAUGACGGAUGCUGAGUGGGCCAAACACCGGAAGAACGACAAACCGGAAAAAUUGUCGGAAGAAGAGUGGGAGGAUUUGAAGGACAUGGCAAUAUGCCUAUGCCUUGCAAAUAAUACUCUUCGGGAGCUCGGUUUGACGGACCCAGUGGAUAUUUGGGACAAGCUGGAGAGCCGGUACAAGUCGAAAUCGUUGACAAGUAGGCUAUACUUGAAGAAACGAUUAUUUGGUCUCCAAAUGGCGGAGGAAGCUAACUUUAAUGGGCACUUGGAUGAAUUCAACAAGAUUACAACAGAGUUGGAAUCCAUUGAUGUGAAGAUUGAAGAGGAGGACAAGGCGCUGCUUUUGUUGGCUUCAUUGCCUUCAUCUUUUGACAACAUCGUGACCACGCUNUUGCAAAUAAUACUCUUCGGGAGGCUAUACUUGAAGAAACGAUUAUUUGGUCUCCAAAUGGCGGAGGAAGCUAACUUUAAUGGGCACUUGGAUGAAUUCAACAAGAUUACAACAGAGUUGGAAUCCAUUGAUGUGAAGAUUGAAGAGGAGGACAAGGCGCUGCUUUUGUUGGCUUCAUUGCCUUCAUCUUUUGACAACAUCGUGACCACACUUUUGUUUGGAAAAGAGACCUUAAAAUUUGAUGAAGUAGUUGCUGCGUUGUUGAUGAACGAGACUCGGCGGGGUGGCAACGGGGUAUCAAAUGACGGUCAAGCUUUGGUAGCAAAAGGAGCUGGUCGGGAACGAGGACGGUCUAAAGAGAGGGGCGGCGCGUCCCAACGCUUCCAAUCGAGUAGUAAAAGCUUUCGGUGUUACUACUGCGAUGAAGAGGGUCAUUUCAAAAGGGAUUGUCCAAAGAGGAGGAAGGAAAAGAAGGACGGGAAAACACCCGUGACUACGGUUGCAGAAAGUUCGAACCAAGAAAGUGAAGAAGACUUAUUUUUGGCAACCGCAAAGAGCCUAGGUAAAUCAGAUUGGAUAUUAGAUUCGGGUUGUUCGUUUCACAUGUGUUCAGUUAAGGAAAAGUUUGAUACCUAUCAAACUUGUGAUGGGGGUGCUUUGAAGAUGGCAAAUGGUGCACGGAGAAAAAUUGCAGGGGUCGGAACAGUGCAAGUUCGCAUGUUUGAUGGCGUGGUGAGAACAUUAACUGGAGUGAAACAUGUACCGGGUCUAAAAGGAAAUGUGAUUUCAUUGGGGGCUUUAGACUCAGAAGGCUACCGAAUUUUUGCUAAAGGUGGAGUUUUAAAAAUUUCUAGGGGAGCAAUGGUGGUAGCAAAAGGAGUUUUGUCAAAGGGCUUGUAUAAACUUGUAGGAAAAGAUUUGACACGGAAGUUGUCAAAAGGAAAAAUUACAAGUGCAACGAGCGGAGCAUUUGCAUGGAAGAAGCGGGUGACGUUUAAAGUUUCUCCCGCUGGUGGAAGCUGUGACCUCGCCGGAACGAGCUAGGUGGAGCUGGACCAAGUUUUAUUAUUUAAUCAAGGUGGAGUUUGUUG
This is a messenger RNA of Cuscuta campestris, 1687 nucleotides long. The record is from the annotation of a GenBank genome assembly. NCBI's taxonomy places the organism in Eukaryota, Viridiplantae, Streptophyta, Magnoliopsida, Solanales, Convolvulaceae.